Messenger RNA from Nematocida homosporus, 1149 nucleotides. RefSeq names its product Ran GTPase-activating protein 1. Gene Ontology annotation, cellular component: nucleus; cytosol; perinuclear region of cytoplasm. The record is from RefSeq and is a predicted model, not a curated record. The transcript has a single exon. NCBI's taxonomy places the organism in Eukaryota, Fungi, Microsporidia. Gene Ontology annotation, biological process: activation of GTPase activity; nucleocytoplasmic transport. Gene Ontology annotation, molecular function: GTPase activator activity; small GTPase binding. The coding region runs from base 1 to 1149 and encodes 382 amino acids.
AUGAAAAUAGUAAGCAUCUCGGAAGAGAAGCGUAAAUACGACCGCAAAGAAGAGAUUAAGGAGAUUCUGGAUGAGAUUGAAGAGUCCCGAAAUGUUUUGACUGGAGUUGAUCUUAGUGAGAAUUCGUUUAGUCCGGAGUGUUUAUUAGCUUUAGUGCAAUUACUUAGUACAAUCCCACAACUUGAGACCGUGACUUUCAAAGGCAUCUUUACGCAGCGAGUUAAGGCUGAGGUGGAAGAGUCAUUAGGCUACGUAGUAGAGUAUCUUUCUAAACUAUCUGGUAUUAAGUACUUUGAUCUGUCAGAUAAUGCUUUAUCAUUGCAUGGCAUGAAGAUCCUCUGUCCUUUAGUGGAGAAGAUGCACACUUUGCAGCACUUAGUGCUUAACAACAAUGGUAUAGGCCGAGAUGGAGGAGAGUAUUUGGCAGAGGCUUUGACUGCUCUAUCUAAAGAAAGUGUUGCUUUGCAGUCAAUUGAGAUAGGCCGGAACCGAUUGGAGGACUCAGCUCGGAAGAUUGGCAAGGCUCUGGAGUUAUUCCCGUAUCUAGAUAGUGUAAAGAUCUACCAGAACAGUAUUCCUAGUGUAAUAAUUGGAGACUUAUUGCACUCCCUAAUGCCGUUGCACUUACGGGUGCUAGAUAUUGCCGACAACUUCUUGUUAGAACACGGCUCUGUUGUUUUAGCUAAGUGCUUGGCCCGUUGGAACAUUGAAGCUUUGAAUGCUAGUGAUUGCUUAAUGGGCGAUCGAGGGCUGGAGGCACUAGCUCAAGGCAUUCAGUUCCGGAGUAGAGUUCAAGGUGAACUCUUACCAGAACGCGAGAUUGAUUUGUCGUACAAUGAAAUCACUUCUUCUUCAUUGCGCAGUCUGCAGGAGUUCAUGCAGAAGACAGCAAUGUGCACAUUGAUUCUAACCGGGAAUGAGUAUACUUCAGAGGAAGUUGAGCAUUUAAAGGUAAUUGCUGAGCAGAUAGGAAGUGAUUUGCUCAUCAAGGAAGAGUCCGAGGACGAGUUUGACUUCUCAAGUGAAGAGGAGAGUCUGAAAGAGAAAGAGAAGGACUUUUCCGACGAGAUUGGUAUUCUCGGCCAGAAGCUAGCGGAGAUGAGCUUACAUCCCGACGAGCCGGCUACUACUUCAACCAAACAGCCCUAA